GGUAGUCACGAGUAGGCAGCUUGGCGCACAAGUCGCAUAACUGUAAUUCACACCUGGACAUCGACAGUUAUUGACCAAGAGGAUAGAGAUAUAUAGAACAGUGCUUCAAGUGGUUACUACGGCUGCGUGCGCCACUCAAGGUCACGUUCGCUUAGAAACAAAUUAAAUUAAUUUAAAUUCAAAAGUCGAGACAAAAAAAGAAAAAGAGAACAUACAUUUAAACGGUGGUGCAUAUACAUAAAGAAUCAUAUAUGUAUAUAUGAAAUCGGGAUAUAUGUUGUGAAAAUGCUGGCGGCGCAAGAGAAUCGUUUUCAAUAUGUUUACUUUACGCUCUCGGGUCUCGUGGCAUGCACCAUGCUAAUACUAUUCUAUAUCUCCAUGCGCACAACAAUUAACGAACGCCUGCGCGAUGAUCUCAAGCUGCUGCAGCGACAACUCAUCUAUGAGAAACCGAAUCCACAUUGGAACUACAACAACAGCUGGCGACGCAUUGGAAACACAACUUUGAGGCACGAAAUAUUCUCAGCCUACUUCGAUGUGCGCACUGAUAUCAUACGCAAUGUGCAGCUGGAUGAGCAACUGUUGACUGUGGGAUCCCUGCGCAUCUUUGCCAUCCUGCCAGAGCGAUUGCGCGACUCGAGGGUGAGUUGCAUAGUUCGCUAUGCGGACUUUUCGAGCCACGAGAUUGUGGCUGAGGAGGCGGGCGCGAUGCACGAUGUGCACAACAAUAGCUUUGCAGCCUGGAGUAUCAUGUGUCCGCUGCACGUGAAGAAAGAUUCGCUGGUGCGGCUGCCACAAGUUGUGGCACUCAGCUAUGCCUCCAAUCGACUGAGUCAUCUAAGUCCAAGUUUUAUACAGAUUAGUUAUCCACGCAACAUGACGGAGAUGUUUGGCAAAUCUCGUGCCACGAUUUCCGUGUGUGUCGGUCCGCUGCAGGAGAACUACUCGAAUGUGCUGCGACUCGUGGAGUUUGUGGAAAUGUAUCGCCUGCAAGGCGCCACACACUUUUACUUCUACUACGUGGAGGCCAGCGACGAAGUGCGUCGCGUGCUCGAUCACUAUCAACGUUUAGGCUUGGCGGAUGUCUUCGAAUGGAAUGUCCAAGCGCAUCUGCACGAUGUGCACUACGCUGGGAUUGUGGCACAGUUCAACGAUUGCGUCUAUCGCGCCAACGUCGUAGACAAUCAUCGCUAUGCGGCUGUCGUCGAUUUGGAUGAGGUGCUCAUGCCGCUGAAGCACAACUCACUAGCUGACUAUCUGAGGCAAUGCGACGAGGGACGCACCUCGGGAUUUGUGUUUCGCAAUGUGUUCUUCUAUCGUCGCGAUAGCAACGAUACUUUCAAUGCUCCCGGACACACGCUGAAUCGUUUGCUCUACACGCAGUCGAAAGUACGAAGGACACUCGAAGUGAUGCCCGCUUACAUGCGCAGCAAGGUGGUGGUCAAUGCUCGAGCGAUUGUGGAGAUGGGCAAUCAUCAGGUGUAUCGCUCGGCGCCGGGAUUCGUGGAUCACAUUGUCCAUCAGACGGUGGGACUGUUGUUUCACUAUCGCGACAAGUGCAUCAAUUGCAAAAUGGUGCUGAUUGUGGACUAUACGGCGCGACGCUUUGGUUCGCUGCUGUUCGAUCGUGUGGAUGCCACAUGUCUGGAGGUCUUCAUGGAGCGGCGUGGCAUCUGCGCGCUGGCGUAGUUGCCGCUCAUCUGGCGAUGAUUGGCUUUGUCGCUCUUAUCGCCGCGC
Drosophila sulfurigaster albostrigata is the source of this 1737-nucleotide messenger RNA. RefSeq lists its product as uncharacterized. The coding region runs from base 286 to 1689 and encodes 467 amino acids. The transcript has 4 exons. Lineage: Eukaryota; Metazoa; Arthropoda; Insecta; Diptera; Drosophilidae. The record is from RefSeq and is a predicted model, not a curated record.